AUGUCUCCCAUUUUUCAGGUGCUUCGCCUAUAUAUAGAGGCAUGGAAAUCAAUGGACAUUGUGUUUCUGAAAGCAAAAAAGAAAAUUGUAAGAAACAGGGCAGUUCAACAGUUUAACAUGAGCUGCAGAGAGCAAUCGAAGACUGUUCUUGCGAUGCUUUUCGUUAAUUUUUCAUUUGCAGCCGUGAAUAUACUUCUUAAAAAGGUUAUUGAUGGAGGAACUAACCAUAUGGCUAUUGUCACGUACCGACUGUCAAUUGCUGCUAUUUUCUUGGCGCCCAUUGCUUGCUACUGCGAAAGGAAAACCAGACCCAGGAUUCCAUUUAAGAUCUUAUGCUAUCUUUUCCUUGGCGCUCUUGUCGGGGUAACACUCACACAAUAUUUGUUCCUCCUGGGACUUGAGUAUACGUCUACUACAUUCUCAUGCGCAUUCCUCAACAUGGUGCCUGUAAACACCUUCAUAUUGGCUCUUCCAUUCGGUCUGGAGAAAGUGAAUGUUAAAAGCAAGGCAGGAAGAGCAAAGUUGUUAGGUGCAACGAUCUGUAUGACUGGAGCUAUUCUGUUAACUGUUUAUAAAGGAAUUCCAUUGACUCACCCUCAUUCAGGAGACCUUAAGAACCAUGUUGCUGCUAUGAUGACGGAAAAGAAGAGACAUAGAUCAUGGGUUCUCGGUUCCAUUUUUCUGAUGGCUGGCUGCGUUGCGUGGUCUUCGUGGUUUCUUAUACAAGCUAAAAUUGGCAAGACAUAUCCAUGUAAAUAUUCGAGCACUGCCAUUUUGUCUUCCUUCGCCGCAAUCCAGGCAGCCGUAGUCACUUUGAUUUUUAACAGGAACGUUACCGUUUGGGUUUUGAAGGGGAAAUUGGAGAUCAUAACCAUCGUAUAUGCUGGAGUGGUGGGUUCAGGAUUGUGCUAUGUAGGGAUGUCAUGGUGUGUGAAAGAAAGGGGUCCUGUAUUCACUGCUGCAUUCACCCCUUUUACACAGAUUUUUGCUGCAAUGUUUGACUUUUCUGUCCUGCAUGAUCAAAUUUACCUCGGAAGUGUUAUCGGAUCCAUCCUGGUUAUUGCUGGCCUAUAUACUCUCCUGUGGGGUAAAAGCAUUGAGGCAGAGGAAUGUGCGAUGAAGCAAAAAAGUGUAGUAGUGAAGAGAGACGGAAACAGUGAUGUAGAAUCACAAGUACCUGCAGAAAAUAUCAAUCGGACAAGUUCAUAAUACCCAUUCAAUAAUGAUCUAAUGACCCUUUUAACCAAUAAAUUUUGCAGCUCGAGGCUAUCCAAAACUGUGGUGUUAUGAAAUGAAAAUGUGCAACGACAUGCAGCCGUCAGGAUAUUAAUGUGUUGAACUGGAAGAUCAAUUAGUAAAUAUUUAGCUGAUAAGCAGAAACUAUUAGAUUGACAAUGUGCCUUGGAUUUCUGUAACCAGAAUAUACAAAAGAGUUGUUACAGAGAUAUUCAAUUCGAUUAUUCAGUAAUAUAAUAUAAGUAGAUUUUCGUGCACUUUGUGUGCACAUGACUGAUUA
Ricinus communis (castor bean) is the source of this 1516-nucleotide messenger RNA. RefSeq names its product WAT1-related protein At3g30340. The coding region runs from base 1 to 1209 and encodes 402 amino acids. Gene Ontology annotation, cellular component: plasma membrane. Gene Ontology annotation, molecular function: transmembrane transporter activity. The transcript has 6 exons. NCBI's taxonomy places the organism in Eukaryota, Viridiplantae, Streptophyta, Magnoliopsida, Malpighiales, Euphorbiaceae. The record is from RefSeq and is a predicted model, not a curated record.